Messenger RNA from Helianthus annuus (common sunflower), 780 nucleotides. RefSeq lists its product as uncharacterized. NCBI's taxonomy places the organism in Eukaryota, Viridiplantae, Streptophyta, Magnoliopsida, Asterales, Asteraceae. The coding region runs from base 1 to 780 and encodes 259 amino acids. The transcript has a single exon. The record is from RefSeq and is a predicted model, not a curated record.
AUGACAGACGACGGCAGAAAAGAGGAACUCCAGUCCUCUUCCGAUAAAACAGCCAAGAACCUGCACCCUGCAUAUUCUGUCACAAACGUUCAAUCCAAGAUACGUACCCUUGAUGGUACUAAGGUCACGUAUACCUCUUGGGUUAAAUUAUUUCGCCUUCAUGCGGUCGCCUAUCAAGUGCUUGAUCACAUUGAUAAUACCUCACCACCGAUUGAAACCGCACCCGAGUAUCAGUCCUGGAAAGAACUUGACGCUUUGGUUCUUCAAUGGAUACUCAACACUGUUUCUGAUAACCUACUGCCCCGGGUCAUGGAUAACACAACUACUGCUCGUCAGGCCUGGCUAAAACUGGAGAAGAUAUACCUCAGUAAUAAGAAGGCAAGGGCUGGAGCACUUGAAACUAAAUUCUGCAAUCUGACUUUGGCUUCCUGUUCGAACCUGGAUGAAUACUGUGAACGCCUUAAAGAUCUUGCAAAUCAGUUAGAAGAUGUGGACCACCCGGUUACUGAAGAACGGUUGGUGCUCCAGCUUGUUUGGGGGCUGCCCGCGGAGUAUGACACGACCGCCGCCCUUAUCAAUGCCAACAAUGCUGAUUGGGAUCUGGCUAGAAGUAUGUUGGAGGAUGAAGUUAUUAGACAAGAAGCUCGUCAAAAGAACACCCAUUCUGUCCAUGUUGCCACCGCCCCACAACAACAGCCGUCCCAACCCUACAACCCUUCGACUGGCUCUCAAAUCUACAACCCAUCACCACAGCCGUAUUCUAAUUGUCCUCGUGGCUGA